Messenger RNA from Candidozyma haemuli, 1869 nucleotides. RefSeq lists its product as uncharacterized. Gene Ontology annotation, molecular function: DNA binding. Lineage: Eukaryota; Fungi; Ascomycota; Pichiomycetes; Serinales; Metschnikowiaceae. The coding region runs from base 1 to 1869 and encodes 622 amino acids. The transcript has a single exon. The record is from RefSeq and is a predicted model, not a curated record. Gene Ontology annotation, biological process: regulation of DNA-templated transcription.
AUGCCCCUGUUCGUGCCAGUCCAGGGCGUUUCCCGGGUCGGCGUUUCCGCCGAAAGCUUAGCCGCUUCCCUGUACGCUGGUGGCCCCUUGGCCUCUGCCAACCUGGAAUUGCAUGGCGCAGGCCAUAUGGGUAUAGGGCCCUUGGACAGAAUCAUCAUGUCUCUUGAAUCAGGUAUCGAAUCCGAGAUCGAAUACGCACUUUCUACGCUCACUUACUACUCGUGCAAUGAACCAAAACUCCUUGACUUCACGUCUCAUCUGCUUAUGGGUAGGGAACUCAUUCGUUACUUUGUCAAGCCUUACCAUAUGAUUUUAGAGGGUAAAGAGAACGAUGUGCGUACUGAGAUUGUUUCUUUGAGUUGUGAAUCCCUUCUAUCCUUGAGAAAUGCCGUUCAGGAUCUCAACAACCAGCAGUGGCUUUGCCAGAGAGACAACUUCCGCAAGUUUGCUGGUGAAGCACUCAAGUUUCUUCUGAACUGGUUCUAUAACCCUGGCGUGCACAAGCUGCAUCUUUCCCAGUUCUCUGAGCUUUUCCGUGAAUCUUACUUGUACUUGCUAGACAUCCUUGACCCGCUCACGUGUUUCUAUACCAACACGUCCAAGAACGACUCCUUGUUCCACAGCUUGCUUCAUAUCUUGUCUCAUACCUCUGACAGAUACGUGUUGCUCAACACCAUCAAGUGCUUGUACCACUUGCUCUUCACCAAGCUGUCUGAUGACGGGUCCAAGUCGGAUGAUGAUGAUACUCAGGAUACUAAUAAUUGCAUAGACGCUUUGCUGAUAGAACAUCUUCUGAUCAUCGUGAGAACCUUGCUCAUCAACGACGACGAGCUCACAUACGCGACUUUGCAGUUCUUGAGACAAUACUUGACUUCGGAUGCUUUGCAUUCUCAAUACCCUACCUCGGUGGCUAACUCUCAGCUCCACCGCCUGAGAAAGCUCAUGCAAGCCAACUCCCAUAUGUCAAACACUCACAUCUUGUUGAAGCAGCUCCCUGAGUUGAUUGUGGCCAAGUUGCCUCUAGUGGAUCCACACAAGUUCCAGAAAACCUUACCUGUCACAUUCACCAAGCGUUCCGCAUACGCUGGUAUCCCGCUCAGCACAGCAAAACUUCCCAAAAAGCUAUACGACAUUAUUAUAAAUUUCCCUGAACCUUUGAGAGCCACAACCUGGCUCCGGUGUUGUUACGAGCCAUACACACAAGUAACUAAUCCAGAUGACAACACCAAGGACGUCGCUGCAGGUGAAGUGACCCAGAUCUCUCUUUGGAAAGCCUACGAGAACCAGUUCGAAGCCAUCUGGAAGGAACGUCUCAACCCUAACUGGCCAAACUUGUUGCCAGCUGUGGAGUUCAUCAAGAACGUGAGCUCUGCAUUCCCCAACUCCGAAGCUAUGGUGGUGAACCUCCCACAGACGGAUCCAUCGCAACAGCCACGUAAAAAGUUUAUCAUCAAGGGUAUCCAGCCUCGUCAGUACCCUGUUAACGUUGAGAUUGGUAACUUCGAGGCUCUCAGAAGCAUACCAGCUACAGCAGAAGAAAAACACACCCACACUGCACCAAUUGGUCAUAUAGACGUGGAAGCGUUUGAAGCCGCAUUGUCAGCCCAGAAUGAGUCGUUGCUCCAGGCGUCAGUUGGCUUGAGUGGGCCUGAAGAUACCAACGCACCAUGGUUCUCGCCAAUCAACGGCGUAGCCCGUGAUGUGUUGGGCAAGCUCGUGGAUGACCUUCUCGAGCCAGACACCGACGGUGCCUACAAGAAUGUCUUCAGACAGUACAACCGCGAGUGGUUGCCAGACCUCGUAUACGUGAACCCGGGGCUUGUGGAGCAGGAGUAUAUCAGCGGGAGAUGGUUGCUGUACCUUUUGUAA